GAUUGGCUCCCGGCCGGGGGCCCCAACACUGCUGUGCCGCGAGCUCCUCCGCCACAACAGAUGGACCUCUCGCGCUCUCCUCCUCCUCCUCCUCCUCCCUCUUGCGCCAGCUCUUGGAUGCACGCGCCCCAGUGAUUGUUACCAGCGGCUGAACAGGGAGCGGAGGAGUUUACGGUUAACGGAGAGUUGAGCCGUGGUAACUGGAGGAAGAGGGAAGAAGGAAGACGGCGCUGGAGCUGGGAGAGGAGAACCGGAGAGCCUGCGUCCCCCCGGGUUUGGUAAGCCGAGUUAUGCUCUCCAAAGUCGGCAGGAAUCAGACAGCAGCGUCGGUGUGGCUCCGUAGGCUGGUCGUGAUGAUGGGGUUGAUGUGACGGGUUUGACUGGGUGUAGUUUGACACCGGGGUUGUUCGGACGAAUUACAGAAGUUAGCCAUUUGUUGACAAGAUAGAAUAAAGCUGCACAAUAAGAUUUAUCUCUGAAAGCACGGAGGAGAGAUACAUUAACCGAGAGUCGUGAAUAUGUGGCGUACUUGUAUGACACUCAAUGAAGCUAGACAGGCUCCGUACUACUUAAUGCGCUGUUUCUGCAUCAGUCUUGAACAGUAAUGGAUAUAAAUCCCGUCUUUUACCGCAUAUGUUUAUAUUAAAUAGUGUUAAUGGCAAUGCAUUAGUAAAGGAUGUUACAUAACGAGUAAGUAGACAGUUAGGUUUCCUCUCUGCACAGAUAAGACUGGCUAGACAGAGGCAGAGCUUAGGAUAGACCCUCUCUGCAUAAAAGUGAAUACCUAAUUUCUUGGCAAGCAAUGAGCUCUAAGAUGCCAGUUUGUUAUUUUGCUCACACUUGGCUGAAACUAAUGCUGAUAGACUCAUAUGGUGAACUCCACAUGAGAGAUCUUUGCACAGAUGUUCUACACAGCUUCAAGUUUUAACUGAGUGCAGGAUUAUUUUCUUUAGUGCACUGCAACAUCUCAAAACCCCAGACAUUUAUUUUUAGCAUUAUAGAUUGCUGAGAAAACCAAAAGUUCUCACUCUCCAAUGCUUUUUUUUUUUGCAGCAUUUGCUUUGUCCUUGCAGAUAAAUUCCUUGCAGAUUGACUAAUCGUUUCAGCUCACUAGUCAACUCCAGAAAUAUUUUCCACUGGAUCUGAAGAUUCUGCACACCAUAUGUAGAUUCAUAUCAAGCUUUGCAACACUUUUGACAAUCCCAGUAUGCCUCACAAGGAGCAGGAGAGACAAACACGCACUAUUUUUGGCUCUAUGUUGUGGGCUAGUUUCUGGAGCUUAGAUGUUUUCCAUGUUGCUAUGACAAUGCUGACAAUAGUUGAGGCAGAGCACGAGUAAUGUGGAGGCUGGAGUGGCGGUGCGUUUUAAAGCGGACAGGAGGAGGUUUGGAGCCAUUCAUCUUUCAUUUCAGCCAAAGACUUUGACAGAGGAGGUUCAGAGGCAACGGGGCAAGAGGGCAGACAACAAGUGUGCAUGUGUGUCAAUGAAAGACAGAGAAAGAGAGAGAGAGUGUGUGUGUGUGUGAGUUUGAGAGGGGGGGGCAGUCAGGAAGUAGUGGUCAUGAGUUUUACUAGCAUGGUGCGGGCCUUUCUUGUCUUUCAUAAGAAGAGGGAGGAGGAAGCGGAAUGAGGAAAACAGACAAGACAGCAGCAGAGAGGGAAGAGUUCACUAAUCAGAAAAAUAGGACCAAAAGCAAACACUGAACAGACGAAGAAGGAAGAGAUAAACAGAUAUGGAUGAUAGUGGAAGGAUAGAGGUCGAGGGUUGUCUGGUGUUGCUGUGAGAGUCAGGAGAGAUUUGGGAAGUCAGUGAGGUCUGCUUUAGGACAGCGAUGAACUCCCUUGUGUUGAAACCGGACUGGGUUAUCUGCAGGUCAGCCUGUGUGCAUUUCUGAGCUGCUGUCAAAAAACAGAGGCAGCUUUCUGUCGUCUGGAUGUCUCACUGAUCACUUCCACAGAGACACAGUCCUGCAUGGACAGCUGACAACACAUUUCACUGCUGUUUGCUGUGAUACCACGACUGCAUUAGGUUUAAUCCUUAACAGCAACAAUAAUACAGACUACUACAGAGCUGCAAUGAUUAAUCAAACCAGUUGGAGAAAUUUCAUAAUUUAAUGGAUUACAUUGUCUGCUGUGGCUGGUCUGUAAAAUCCAGAUUAAAAUUUGAUCGGUGAUGUCUCUACGGCAGCGAUGUUUUGGGAAUACUCUCGGUAUAAAUAGAGUAUUCGGGAAUAUUCUAGCUUCUAACAAAAUCAAAAUUAAGCUUAGUGGUUAUGACUGCGGGUUUGUAGUCAUGCAGUCUUUUGGACGAUUAUGGUUGCAGUACUUUGGUCAUAGCAUCUGCAACUCUUGGGACAACUUGGCGUCUUAAGUCACGAAACAGACUUUGGUGUCCUUCUGGGGCCAAAUAAUGUAUUUUUAAACUUAAUAUUUCAUGAUUUUAUUCCUUUUAGGCUGUAGAAAAAUGGACUUUAUAUGUAAAGCUGACAACAGUUAUGUACAGAAAAAGCUUAAACAGCAGUAAAGAAUAUUUUUGAUGACUGUGAAAGAGAUGAGGUUUGCUUUGCAGUGAUUUUGACUCCCAACCACAGGAUACCUUAAAUCCUGAUGAUAUUCCUGGAAGCUGGUAUUAAACCUUAAUACGUUUUGUGUAUUUUAGUAGAAAUUGGAAAUCUAAGGUCUGCUCAGAUUUAAGGUUCUUUAUUAGACAACAGCUGAUUUAAAUCACUGACACAGUUUUGUUCAAAGCUCUUAUGUUCAUGUUUGUGUUUGGAGUUUAAACUCUUCAAAAUAUAUCAUACAACAGUCGAAAACAAACUCUUCGAUAUCAUUUUGAGACUGGAAAUGAAGUGUCCACAUGUUAGUCUGUCUUGAAAUAGUCUUUACAGCAACAGAGAGACAAAGCUUUAUUCAAAUCAAACACUUUUUUCCUUCAUGAUAUCAAUAUUGUGCUAAAAUGUCUCCCAGCUUGGGGGAUUUUUUAGCUCUCUGGAGCUGAAGAAAUCCCCUCUGGAUGAUAUCAAACAAACGCACACAUUGAGCCCAAAAAACGUGUUUCUCAGCAGAUAUCUCCCACCAGAAAACACAUCUCUGACAACAGGAAGGCUUUCCUAACUGCAGCUUUACCCGUUAAAUGUCUAGAUGGUUUUUCUCGUUUCUUAAGGUGAUAUCAGGACAGCGAUUAAUUGUUGUUAUCAGAUGACAAAUGAAGUUGACUUCAAGUUCACUUUGGUCUUUUGACUCGCCAGAGAAUUCCAGCUGAUCGCUUCAUGUCUGUCUAUGACCACUGACCUCACCCACUAUGAUCACGGCUGGCCUUGACCACGACCGCACCAUUAAAGACUAAUGAUCUCCAUUGUGCCGUGGAAUGGUUAGCUUUUGAGCGUCUGACAGAGCUAAUAUAGGUGUUGAAAUAUUAAUAGACCUUGGCAGGGGCUCUGGGCUGAUUGGUGUUUAAUAUUUAAUUCUUCCACAACUAUUGAACACAUUUAUUUUAGAGAUUGACAGCCUGAGCUGUCAGCACUGAGUGUGUAAAGCUGCUGCAUUACUUCACUAACCAUGUUUGUUUACAGUAGGUGGGAUGGUUUGUGUCUAUGAGGAAAGAGAACAAAUUGAAGUGCGGGUUAUCAGUUUCAUCUGAGCAUGUCUGUGUUUGUGUGUGAGUAUGAGUCUGAUAACUCGUCAGAGCAUCUUAAAUUGAGGAAGUUUGAGGGUGUGUAAAGGCCAGUGACAGUUUCCUGUGUGACUUACUGAGCAAAGGAGGAAGUGAUUUAGCGGAAGGGGAGCACUUCCUUUUAAUACCCCAGCUCUAACCUCAUCUGUUUGCUGUCACGCCGCCAUGAAAAGACCCCAAUAGGCUGUUAAAAACCAGCACCUGAAGGACUAAAGCGCUUGUCUUACCUCUGCCUCUACAUCUUUAGCUCGUUCGUUUAGGUGGCUUAACAACAUCACACAGUCUACACAACGGUAAGAUGUUCAUGACUUUGUUUCUGGGUUAUUCAAGUCUUUAUUUGCCAGGCAAGUCAACGCUGACAUAUUUUUUCAGCCCGAAACGUCGUCUUUUCUUCAACCUGAGCAAAGAGUUGUCUUGUUCUCACUUGAAUAAAAUGUGGCUUCACUGCGUUCCCUUAGUUUAGACAGUCAUCAAACUUGACCUACUUCCUGAAAGGACUUGAUUCAGCACACAACAACAAACAGUACACAAUUUUUUUUUGAAAAGAAAACCCAGUCUUAAAAUUAUUUAGAGGCACAACCAGGCUGUGAGGAGUGUCUGUAUCCAGCUCAAGGAAGAACAUUCAUGAUCAUUUCUUCAUAGAAAUACAAUCAGACUGAGACGCUAAGGCAGAAGAACUACAGCAUCUGCAGUGCAAAAUGAUCAAUAUGGUGAUUAUUACUUCAAGGAAAUGAUAAAGUAAUGAUUAUAAAUGUUCUUCCUUGAGUUGCGCCCCCCUGCCUCAGUCGAUGAUGGACUCGUUGAGGUCUCACUACAAACAAGCGGCUGCUGGAAGAGAGUGGGUGAGCUGUGUUUAGUCUCUUUUCUUAAAAAUUUAGGCAAAGCUGGGACCCUAAAUGUACUGUUGAUGAAGUCAUGUGCUGAUCUGAAACUUAUUUGUGGCUAUAGAGUGGCAUUUUGGUUGCGGUCUACGUGUGGAGACGUAGACCGCAGUGUAUCGCUAUCGUGUGGUCGUUACUAAAGUUGGUAUAACUAGAGAAGCAAGCGGUAGGCUACAUUCAUCUCUCAAGGGGGUGUCUAACACGGUGUUACGGUGUGCUUGACCUUUAAUUAGUUUUACGCCGGAAUUAAGUGUUUUGUUUUUUUUUUCAGAUAUGCGUCUUUAAUCUUAGCACCAUAAUUUCAGGCGUGGAGGAAUCUCAAGGGAGCACUUUUUGCAAAACCAGAUGAAUGCAGUAUUGUGUCCUGCCACUACCUCUCUCUCUCUUUUGCUCAGGGAGCAGCUGACACGAUUUGGCGCUGCAGGUGGCCCAUGUGUGCUGCACCUGUUCGCCUCCUUCCUGUAGGCUUCUGUCCCGCUUCGUCUGCAGACACACAAAGACAAACAUACACAAACACAACACGCAGCAAAGAGGGAAGGAAAUCUCUCCUCGGGGUGUUACUGGCAGAGUGCCAUGUAAAACAGCUGCAUGUGUGUGUAUGUGUGUUUGUGCUUUUUGAGUGUUCAUGUGUAAAAGACAGACAGAGACAUGAGUGGAGACUAGUCAGAGUGGUGACAGGAGAAGAAGCUGGUAGUAGAGGAGGAGUUGAUCUGUAUGUUGACGGAAACGCACAGACAGGAAGCUUGAUAUGAUCUGCUGUUACUGUUUACUGUGUGGAGGAGCUGCAUCUCCUCCUCCUCAAACUGCUCCCUCUUUCUCUUUUCUCCUCGUCCUCGUUCUGCUCGCUGCAGGUCAUGAGGAGUCAUGAGACUGAAUCAGACGGAUGAGAAUUAUUAACUCUGUGUUGCUUCUUUGUCUCUCAGCUCCUCUCAUGCUGACUGAAAAUGGAUGACACAGAUUACGGGGUUCAGAUCGGAGAGAACAAGUUCAUCAGCAAGUGAGAAACAACAAUAAUAGAAACAACCAGAAAGCUUUUUUUUUCAACUAUCAUUUCCUCUUUAAUCAUUCUGUAUCUCUGUCUCCAGGGUAACGGUCCUCUCACAUCUCAAGACGUACAACCUCUACUAUGAAGGACAGAAUCUGCAGCUCAGACACAGAGAGGUGAACAUUUCUUUCUUUUCUGUUUUAUUCCUCCUGAAACCUCCGCUAUUCGCCACUUCCUGUCACUCCUUUUUAAGUCAUGUGUAAUCCAAUACCCCCUCUCCUUUAUUCUCCCAUCCCAGAGGGGUAAUAGCCGUCCUUUCUGUGUUUAUGUGUCUGAGUCAAUAUUGAUCACGGCUCCUGUCUGCCAACAGGAAGAGGGGGAGCUGAUUGUGGAGGGCUUACUGAAUAUCUUUUGGGGCCUGCGGCGACCAAUCAGGCUUCAGAUGCAGGACGACCACGAGCGAAUCCGGCCACCCCCCUCCUCUACGUCCUGGCACUCGGGUUGCAAUCUGGACAGUCAAGGGUAAGAGGUGCAGACAGAUCCACUUACACCCUGCUGACCGGAAAUGGUUGUAGAGAGUAGGUCAGUGACAUGCAGAUAUAGAUUAUCUCUCGGUUUCCUGAUGGGAAAUCCAGUAAUAUGUGCCUGUUUUUACGUCCAUGUAGGUUGGUUUAAAUUCUCAACUCACUGCAACAUCUGAAUAAUUGACUUCCAGUUUUCUUUGAUACAACACCAGCUGGCAUCUCUCAACUGAAAAUUAUUAUUUCUACCAACACCUCUGGCUCCGUUUUCGGAUUUCGCCUGAAGCCACCACAAAUCAAUUUGACUCAAAGGAUGGAAGCCUCACUUCAGCUCUUUAAUCCCAUCUAUCAGAGGAGCUUUGUUAUCUCUGGAUAACAGGGCUUAAGUUCAUGAAGCUGGAUGUUUCAGGCACAAAUCUGCUUAAAGGAAAUAGACCGAAAUUCACAAACACUCCGUGAAAGAGAACUUGAAGUCGCCAAAUAAGCCUCAGUGCGAGUUAGGUUGUUUUUAAUUGGGUCAUGUGUUGGUCAGCAGUGUUUACAGUGGAGUAGAGGUGUAGUUUUUUUCUUCUUUUUUCUAAUAGAUAUGGCUGCAGAAGCCCUUGAAUACAUACUAGUACAGCUGCUUUAAGAGACAAUGAUGCUAAAACUCAUGUCAGAAAAUCUCAAACUAUAAAAAUAAAGAUGGACAGCUCUCCCAGGUUCUAACAAUGAACUAAAUAGUGAAAUUAACUGGACUAUUCUGCGCUGCUACUUGCCUCACUUUAGUCUAAGAGUGUUUCUCACACAUGGCAUAUGAUGUUGAAUGUAAAGUUUGUAUCUAGAAAACACUUUCAGCUCUGUUUUUACAGCUCUAGUUUCAUGUUUAAAGCUCCCCUAAUAGCACAGACGGGCAGCAGACGACAGAGCAGAGCCCGCCCACAGUGGAGGUGACGCCACCUGAAAGCCAACCCGAGAAUAACGGCGUGAUGACCGAACACAUAGAGGGUAAGCUGAUCUCUGGUUACAAAUGGAUGCUUUCACAUGUGUCCCAGGGUUAGACAGAAACCUGGAUUUCCUCAGGAAUGGAAGAAUCUGCAAAAAGGUUCACAGUAAGAACUGAUGAUUAAAGAACUCCUCUGGCUGUAAUAAAGAUCCUGUUUGGGUGCCACUUACCUAGUGGUCUACAGAGGUUAUGAACCCAGGUUCACUUCCACUCCCUGAUUGUGUUAAAGGGAUAUUCCGGCGUAAAAUCAAGUUAGGGACCCUAACACACCGUAACAACGAGUUAGACGCUUCUCUAGUUAUACCAACUUUAGUAACAGUUUUGCCUGGUUUCUUUAGCAAGAAGACCAAACACAAUUCACCCACUUUCCUCCAGCAGCUGCUUGUUUGUGGGGGGAGCCCAUACGAGUCAAUCACAGAGUGCAGCGGAUCAUUUCCUUGAAGUAAUAAUCAUCAAAAUAAUCAUUUUGCACUGCAGACGCAGUAGUUCUUCUGCAUUAGCAUCUCGGUCUGAUUGCAUUUCCAUGAAGUAAUAAUCAUAAAUGUUCUUCCUUGAGCCGCGAAACUCCACUGCACUCGGUGAUCGACUUGUCAGGGCUCCCCCCACAAAUAAGUGGCUGCUGGAAGAGAGUGGGUGAGUUGUGUUUGGUCUCUUUGCUAAAGAAAAGAUGAUGUUUGGUGGCUAGUACUAUGGCUGGGACCCUGUAUGUACUGUUGAUGAAGUUAGGUGCUGUUCUGAGCAUUAUUUGUGAAUAUAGAGUGGCGUUUUGGUUGAGGUUUGCAUGUGGAGAUGUAGUCCACUGUGCUAUCUUGCGGUGGAUGCUGAAGCUGGUAUUACUUGAGAAGCAAGCGGCCGGCAACAUUCAUUUCUCGACGGGUGUCUAACUCUGUGUUACGGUGUGUUUGACCCCAACCUAAUUUUAUGUCGGAAUAUCCCUUUAAGAUGAAUUAAAUACAUCAUGGCAUCUCCUAUCACUCUUGUUCAGAAACUCAUAACUUAAAUCGUUCCUUUCAUCUUGAAUAACCUGAUGUAGUGAUUGCUUGUUGGGCAGAGGACAACGAGAGCUCGGCUCAGCUCCUCAGGACCAAGAGUGAUGCCGGGGUGUUAAGAAGAGGGCAGCGACGAUCACCGAGUGACCAGAGGAAAAUAAGACGCCAUCGCUUCUCCAUCAACGGACACUUCUAUAACCACAAGGUGAAGCUGCAAUAUGUAUCAGAAUAGUGUACAAUUUAAGAACCAGCAUGUUAUCAAGUGAAGCAUGGUAGUUUUGGAGAGUUUGAUGCCACUGAAGAAAAGUUUACGAAGAUAGUCAUUGAGGAUAUAUAGCAGAGAUAUAUGAGAUCUAAAGAAAUAAACCAUGUGUUAAAUUCCUCAGACAGCUGUGUUUACUCCUGCGUACGGCUCAGUGACAAACGUGCGGAUCAACAGCUGCAUGACCACGCCUCAGGUGCUCCGAGUUCUCCUCAACAAGUUUAAAAUUGAAAACAGCCCAGAUGAUUUUGCUCUCUACCUCGUACAUACCAGUGGAGGUCAGUGGGAUUUAUUUUGAUUUCCUCAGAGAUAAAUGUUUAUGAACAUCACAUAUGGUUGUUUUAUGUCCCCUGUAUCACAAACUCUGUGUUGUUUAUGUUUCAGAGCGUGUGAAACUGAAGCGGAGUGACUAUCCUCUGGUACUGAGAGUGAUGCAGGGUCCAUGUGAGCAGGUCUGCAAGGUGUUCCUCAUGGAAGAGGAUCUGGGGGAAGAAGUCACAUAUGACGUAAAGAACCAAGAAUACUUUCUGCAUUUUAACUGAGAGAUUUUGAUGCAGAGAUUUGGAGAGAUACCCCUGUAUGUUUUUGUAUCCCUCAGCAGGUUUUUUGUGCUUUGUCAUGAUGUUUCCCCUCCUCUCCACCAGGUGGCACAGUACAUCAAGUUUGAAAUGCCUGUCCUACAGAGCUUCAUCACCAAACUGAAGGAGGAGGAGGACAGAGAAGUGCAGAAACUCAGGAGAAGGUAAAAAACAAUAAAUGAAUAAAGUUUGCUGUUAAUAUCUACCGAAACAUAUUUAUCAGGUCUCAUAGGAGCCCACAGAGUUGUGUUCAUCAUAGUUUAUGGUCAGUGUUUUUGCAGACCAACAUGUGGGGCUGCAAUGAAUGUUUUUUUAAUCAACAGUUUGAAUCAAUUACUUUGUCUAUUUCUGGAUUAUUCUCAGAUUUUAGCUUUUUUGAGAGUCAACAACUUCUGUGGAAAAAAAUCAAGAUAUUUGGAGACAUCUCUGGCUUUCUAAAACAUUCAACUUUAUUUUUAUGGCACUUUUCAGACAAAAAAUUGCAGUUCAAAGUGCCUCACAGAGGCUAAAAACAACAGUUAACAACAAUAAAACACGAACCUCCAACCCACACACCCACACAUGGACCCACAUACACACAAAGACACACACCCACCCUCACUCACCCACACAUACAUAGGGACAAGCGCACAUAGUGCGAGAAUUGAAGAUAUAUUGUUUAAGAGACAUGGCCUGACACCGAGACUUUACGUGAGGAAAGAGCUACCUUUGGGAAACACUGGAGAUCAAAGGAUGAAAAAUGGUAAAAAGAAAGAGUAAAACAAGAAAAUAAUAUUUAAUGAUAAUAUAGAUGAUAAUCUAAUAAUAAUACAGAUAAGUAAGAGCUCUACACCAUGUAAAAGGGGUAAAAGAAGUAAAAACCUCCAUGACAGGAAUUAAGAAAAAGACUAAGAACAGAGAUAAUUAAUAAAAUGACAUAAAAUAAACAAUAAGAACUUUGAUUAAAAUAAACAUUGGCAAUAAGAGAAAUAUGAAAAGGCAGUUAGUAAAAAGCCUGGUUAAAAAGGUGAGACUUGAGCCUCUUCUUAAAAACAUCAGCAGUCUCUGCGGCCCUGUGGCUCUCCAGCAGGCUGUUCCACAGCCGGGGACCAUAGAAACUGAAAGCUGCCUUCCUGUGGGUUUUUGUUUUAACUUUAGGUAAGGUUAAAAGGCCUGUGCCUAAGUCAGAUAAAUAGGAGGGGCCAAGACCAUUAAUACUUCUAAAAACUAAUAAUCCUGAAAUGGACGGGGAGCCAAUGCAGCGAUGCUAAAACUGGGGUUAUAGCAUCACUGGUGCUGGCCUGGGAGAGAAACGGGCAGACUCUGGCUAUAGUCUUAAGGUGGUAAAAAAAACCUACCUUUGCUUUGUUUUUGAUGUGUUUUGAUGGACAUUUUUCAAAUUUACCUUAAAAGAGGGAGUAUUAUGUUUAUUUUUUGUCUUUAUAUUGUCCCUCUGAUAGCCUCUUAGCAGCUUUACAUGAUUUACAGUACAACAAACUCGACACAUUUCAAACUGCUGUCUUUAAAAAAACCCUGAACUUCAGCCUCUGUCUGAGACGCUUCAUUUAAGACACUGUGCCUUUAAGCCACCACCACCCCCACCACCCCACCCCCCCAGCAUUUUAGAACCUAGCAUUCUAGAAGCCUCUUUUACUGUUGCAAUGCAAAAAGUUGUGUGUCUUUUUAUAAAAUGACAAUUUUGUCCUUUUUGAGGAGAGUCACUGUCUGGUGAUGCCAAAAUUUAAGCAAAUCUCAUAUUUCAACACAAACUAACCUUGCAGUCUGAAACUUUGCUCAUGUGUAGCUGUAACAUCCAACAUUUAAACUUAACAUUUUUUUUUUAAACAUGAAAAAUCAUAAUAUUUUCUCUCUCUGUUUGUGUUUCUGUAGAUACACUUAUCUGCGGUGUAUAAUUGAGAAGCAGCUCAGUUGUCUUCCAGAGGGGGCAACAUGUAUGUGAUCCCUAAAUCAAACUGUGAAACCCCUCCCCCCCGAUCACCACACCCUCCGUCAUGAGUGACCAAGAAUCAGCUGACAAGAACGUGUGUCAGCGACUCUCCUCCUCCUCCUCUGAGUCCUGCCUCUGCAUGGAUUUCCUUUUUUAAAACCUUCCACUUACUCAAACAAACAGACUGAAACAUGCUCAACUGUGUUUUCUACUCAGCAAUAGUCAAGAGUUCAGACAACUGAAGCAGUCUUGUGAAGAGUGUUCAGGCCAAAUCCCUUCAUGCUUUUUCUUCUGUGUCUCAUCCUGUUCACAAAGAAAGACAUCCCCUCUCUCCUGAGUCAUUUUAUAAUGAAGUAUUUCCUAGAAUGAGACGCCCUGCUCUGUCUCCGUUUACAUGCUGAUACCUAAAAUGAAGUUCAAGCACAACAAAGUCACAUUAUAUGGUCAUACUUAUGUGCCUGUGAGAGGUUUUUUUCAAGCACAAAGAAGCAGAGAGAUAUCCUGUUUAUUUUAACAACCAACAAAAACAUACUGAAGCUACAACACAACAAAUAUGAGACCCAAUGCAAACAGUCAAAGCCUGAGAGCAGAUACAAUACAGACUCCACAUUUAAGAGUGUGCCUUUGUGGUUCUUUAUGAUUUGGGGAUAUAAUCACCCUUUCACUUCUAUAACAGCUCAGAGUCCACAGGAAGGGGUUAAAGAAGAAUGUUCCCAUGGUCUUUCUGAUGUUAUUCAUGCUGAAUGUUGAAGACAUUUCAUGAUUGAAUCUAAAGAACAGUUUGACAUUUAAUGAAAAAGAACAAAAACAGAUCCUUUAUGUUGAUUGAUGAAAUAGAAAAAUAUGAAGUAGAUAUCUGUGUUGUAAGCUAAACAGUGGCAGUGGUAAGAUGUUUAAAGUAUUUGCUGCAGGGUGCAUGAGAGUUACGAGACAACACAUACUCUCUUUUUUCACUCCUUCCCUAACAUUACUCAUCAGCAGCCACUCUGAUGAGGCUGCAGACAUGAUUUGACUGUGUUUUCAAUCGGCCUCGAGAUGCUGAUUAUUUUAAAAUGCCAUUAAACUAAUUAGUCAGUCUAACUCUAAUAUCACCAGCAGCAGCUCAUAAACACAGCACCUAUUGGCUACAGGGGAAAAAAAGCGAGCCUGGCCUGGUCACUGAUCAAAAUGAGUCUACUUCUUUAACAUGUUCAAAUGUUUGUGCAGAAAUCAUGAGCUUCAGGUAGCUAUGGUGGCUUUUUUGUCAGGACUGUAAAAAUAAAAUGAGAUAGCCUCUCUGCAGCCACUUGUAUUACUGAUAUGUUAAAUUUGAUAUAAAACUGACGUUAAACUUCUGAAUACUCUCAGCAAAAACAACCUUUUUUCCCUCAAAUGUCAAACUGUUUCUUUAAAAGAAAAAAACUUAGUUUUUUCUGUCGUCAUCUUUUUUUCUGCAACACUGUCCUCAUUCCAUCUCUGCCUUAUGUAAGAUAAAAAAGAUGUCAUGUUGAGAUUUAAAGCACAGGAAAGAUGGAGAUUUUCUCACCGUCCUUCUUCAAAGGGUGACAGGGCUGUCCAAACAUGAAUCAAAGAAUGACAAAGAGUUCAAUCUUAUAAGACUGUGAAUAAUGCUGUGGAUCUUUGAUAGAAGAAUGUUUUAAUGAAUGAAUGAAUGACGAGCAUUUUAAAGCACAACAAGUCUCUCUCCACAUGUACAGCCCUUUGUUUGAAAGUUUCCUAGGUGGGAAAUUAGCACUAAUAUGAGAGUGGCUGGUUGAUUUCAGACAAACUGUUGACUGGCUGGUGAAUCUGACGAAAGAAGUUAUUUUCAUAACCUGGUGUGUGUUUACCCUGUCUGUUUUCCUACACCGUACCUAAAAAUACCUAACAGAAAGUGUGUGCGUGUGACUCUGAGAGUGUGCAUGCUUGUAUUUUUAGUGACUCCUAAGACUUGCUUGCCUUUUGUAUCCUGUCUUUUACAAAAAAAUGAAGGAAAAUUUGUCCUUCGGAUGUGGAAAAACUCAUGCCGCUGUUUGGGAAAUGUAGUUUUUUUGUGUCAUUGAUGGUUAUUUAAUAAAAAAAAAACAUAAUGCUUAGAAAAGAU
This is a messenger RNA of Xyrichtys novacula (pearly razorfish), 12884 nucleotides long. Lineage: Eukaryota; Metazoa; Chordata; Actinopteri; Labriformes; Labridae. The record is from the annotation of a GenBank genome assembly.